This is a messenger RNA of Puccinia graminis f. sp. tritici CRL 75-36-700-3, 767 nucleotides long. RefSeq lists its product as uncharacterized. The record is from RefSeq and is a predicted model, not a curated record. NCBI's taxonomy places the organism in Eukaryota, Fungi, Basidiomycota, Pucciniomycetes, Pucciniales, Pucciniaceae. Bases 1 to 225 code for a protein of 74 amino acids. The transcript is spliced from 4 exons.
AUGUAUGCUACAGAGAUAAAAGCGUUGAAGGAGGGAUUGAUGAUCGACUUUCGAAACGUAUUCGGUGGGGGUGUGAUUGGCUUGAGGCUUGAUAUGUACAACUGGGGGCGUCUGAGCGAAUUGCCACCCAGCAACUUGUUCAUGACUGACGAACAAGUCAAGGCACGACACUCCCACUCUUCGACUCGCAAGUUCAGCCGUGCUCAACCGCUUCCACACCCUUAACAGCUGAUAACACAGAUCUUGUGCAUUAAGAACUGCCCCGCUUCACGGGACGUAGCUGCUCCCCCUCCUCCCCCCACAGAAAAAAGAAGAAGAAACGAAAACACAGUCAGUGAACUCGCAGCUCAAAAGUAUUAGCCGUCCUUAUCCUAAGCUCUUCUUCCUCGGCAACAGCAGUAUUCUAUCAGCACCGAAAGUCGUUAUCGCUCGUUAUCGACUGGAGGAACACGUGUGUGCUGUUGCUUUCGAUUUGCACAAAACCAAAACCAAAAAAAAAAAAACCAAAAACUCAGAUCCAAAUUGCCAGUUGAACAUAUAAUAACACAGCAGCUGAACACGAGGAAAGAAACCAGUCCGCAUACACACAACUCUUUCAUCCUCCUCUCCUUCCUUCCAAGUUCUAGUUUGGUCAACAGACCCACAAGCAGUACCCUCUCUUCCCCAUCUCCCUCUCUUCUUCUUGACCACUCCACCACUCAACACCAACCACUCAACAUUAACCAACCAACCAACCAGCAAGUCAUCAAACAAACCAGAACAAGAAC